This is a messenger RNA of Chaetomium globosum CBS 148.51, 2688 nucleotides long. RefSeq lists its product as uncharacterized. Gene Ontology annotation, molecular function: metal ion binding. The record is from RefSeq and is a predicted model, not a curated record. NCBI's taxonomy places the organism in Eukaryota, Fungi, Ascomycota, Sordariomycetes, Sordariales, Chaetomiaceae. The transcript has 8 exons. Bases 1 to 2688 code for a protein of 895 amino acids.
AUGACGGUCUGCCGGUUUUACCAGCAGGGCUACUGCCGUUCCGGAAAUGCCUGUAAAUUCGAGCACCCUCCAAAGGGAGGGCAACAGAACUACAACAACAACCGUUUCGGGCCACUUUCCGGACAAUCGAACCAAGGGAUGAGUGGGCGACCUGCGGAACGAGUUGCCGGGAUGGAUCUGUCGUGUUACAGCCCGGGGAAGGAUGCGCCCGAGCAGCUCUGGGGUGGCUAUCCCCGGGAACAAAGCGUUGAGGAGAUCCGCUUACACUUCAUGAUGGGGGCCAUGGCUGGGAACCUCCAGGGCGCCCUCAACGACAUCCAAAUGCUGCACCAAAAUGCCCAGCAACAGAUUCAACACACCCUCAGCAACGUACCGAUGGCGAUACAGUAUAUCGUCGAGGCGGGGAAAAACCACCCUAACCGGAUAGACGUAUGUAAGGGGGCGGAGGGGGAUUCUACCACUGGCGGCGCAUUUGGGGGCUCGACAAACGCCUUUCAACAGCCAGCCCCGCCGGCAAACCCAUUCGGAGCACCAGCUACCCCGGCAACCACCGGCGGCGCUUUUGGCCAACCUGCCGCCCUGGGCCAGAAGCCCAAUCCGUUUGGGACCCCUGCGCCCGCCCCUGCUUUUGGUCAACACACACAGCCAGCAGCAUCGGGAUUUGGGCAGCCUGCGGCGCCAGCAUUCGGGCAGCCGGCCGCCUUGGGAGGAUCAACCCCUUUUGGGGGGUCUACCCAACCGACGAGCGCCUUCGGCCAGACCGCGACAUUAGGAGCAAAGCCCAAUCCGUUUGGAGCGCCGACGCAAACUUCUGCCCCGGCUUUUGGCCAGUCGGGAUUCGGACAGCCAGCAGCACUCGGGGCGAAGCCUAACCCCUUCGGAGCCGCGGCAGGGGGAGGAGGGGCUUUCUCUUCCGCCUCACAAUCGGCUCCGACCAACAGCCCGUUCGGUCAGCCAGCACAGCAGCCGCAGCAAACCCAAAGCACAUCUCUCCCGUUUGGCCAAACCGCGAACAACCAGCCUGCGGCCAACCCGUUCGGGCAACCGGCCGCACAACCCGCAGCCGCAAACCCAUUCGGGCAACCAGCGACUGCCCCGGCGAACCCCUUCGGUCAGCCUCCGCAGCAACAACAGCCGCAGCAGCAACAGCCAGCUACCAACCCGUUUGGAGCACCGGCCGCGACGGCCGCCCCCGCUAAUCCCUUCGGGCAACCGGCUACGUCCUCGCCAUUUAGCACACCAGCCGCCACCACCUCCGCGGCCGCUCCAGCGCCCAACCCCUUCAGCCAACCUAGCACGUCGGCGCCCGCGCCCGGACCAGCCGGGGCCAACGGCACGGGGCCGUACGGCCCAGACGCCACGCGCCAACACCCCGACCUAUCCACGUACGCCGCGCAGAACCCGGAUAAGACGCUGCGCAUGUUUAAGGGCAAGCCCGUGCUCUACGAGGAGCUGAAGCCCGGGACGCGGCCGGUGCCGGUGCUGCGCAAUUUCGACGGGAGCAUGGUCCGCAUCUGGAUGCCCAACGGCGCCCCCGCCUAUACGACGCAGACCGAGGCCGAGCCCGAAAAGUACCAGGACCCGACCGUCAUGCAGCAGUGGAAGGCCUUUGUGGACACGGGGAAGUUUGCGGGAGGGAUCAUGCCGGAGGUGCCGCCGAAGAGAGAGUUCUCAAACCCACCCCUGGCCAUCUUCCUCGCCCGCUGGUCCCGCCGGUUAUGGUGUCGUCGCGCUCGUCGUCGUCUGGAGUCGAAGGCGGCGAGGGCCGAGAGGAUGGCGGAUUUGGCGGUGGCGGUUGAGCCGUGGGUCAGGAGGGCGUCGGCGUUGCCGGGGCGCUUGCCGAUGUGGAGGUGGGAGGUGGAGGUGGGCAGGAGGGGGAAUUCGUCUUCGGAGUCUGUGGGGGAGUCGGGGGGGAGGGGUGGGGUGGGGCGGGGGAGGAGGGAGGUGCGUCGUGGUUGGGGGUGUUGCGGUUGCGGUUUGGGGUGUGGGUUGGGUGAGUUCUUCGGCGCGGUUGGCGGUUUGGAGGUGCGGUGGGAGGGAGUCGUCGAGGAGGUGCGCGAUUACUUCUUCUGGGUUGGAGUCGUACUCGUUGAGGAGAUUGGCUACGAAGCCGGUGCCGAGAUCGGGGAAGAGGUCUUGCACCUGGGAGAUCUGGCUCAUGAGAUGGAUGUGUAUCUCCUGUUGGGCCUGCGCCUCCUUGCGCUGGAGUCGUUAGAGCAAGAGAGUAGACGUGACAAGCUCGGCAACAAGAGAGUCGUUCACGUUGAGGGUGCUAGCCUUGUGGGUGUCUGCAGCUGCUUUGAGGGAGUAGAGCUGAUCCGUCAGAGCCGACAUCUUUUGCCCCUCUGCAAGACCGGAGAGGCAGAGGUACGUCGUUGCAAUCAGGGCUCUUCUCAACGGAGGGUUGGUGAUCCUGUAGCAGCUGAUGAGAGCGUCCACGAAAUCGCUGCCCGCAAGAAAGAACUCAGCGACGAAUGGAGACACCAGAAUCAAGUCGUUCACCCGCUCCAACCGUUCUUCGAUGCUCUUGAGAUCUCCCCCAUUGAGACCGGCAUCAAGGUUCUUGACAUGGCUCAAGUCGGCGAGAAACUCCCACUGUGCCAGUCCACUUGGUGGCGCCGGUGGCUGAAGAAGUCUGGUAGCGAGUCUAAAGGAAUCCUUCAGGAGCUUCUUUGCAGAAGAAGAUGA